AUGGCAGUGGACACAGAUUUUGGCAUAAAGAGCAGCAGCAUCAUGCGAGAGUGGAGUGGACAGGUCCAGCCAGCUCUUGUUGCAUCUUUUAUUUUCCUCUUCUGUCUGGAAGCCUGCCUCUGGUUCAGGGACCUAAGGCUGAAGAGAAGACUGCCAGGACCUUUCGCCUGGCCCGUGGUGGGCAACGCCAUGCAGCUGGGCCAGAUGCCUCACAUCACCUUCGCCAAACUGGCCAAAAAAUACGGUAACGUGUACCAGAUAAGACUGGGUUGCAGUGACAUUGUGGUCCUGAAUGGAGACAGGGCCAUACGUCAGGCUUUGAUAGAGCACAGCAGGGAGUUUGCCGGUAGACCAAACUUUCCCUCCUUCCAGGCGAUUUCUGGAGGAAGGAGCCUGACAUUUACUAAUUACAGCAAAGAGUGGAAAGCACACAGGAAAAUUGCCCAAUCCAGCCUGAGAGCCUUUUCCUCUGCAAACAGUCAGACCAAAACUGCCUUCGAGCAGCACGUUAUGGCCGAGGCAAUGGAAGUGGUGCGGUCAUUUUUGCGACACAGUAAAGCUGAACAGUAUUUUGAACCAUCUCAUGAGUUCACAAUAGCUGCUGCCAAUGUGCUAUGCGCUCUUUGCUUCGGGAGGAGAUAUGGGCACGAUGACCUGGAGUUCAGAACAAUGUUGAUGAGACUGCACAAGUUUGGAGAGACUGUGGGAGCGGGCAGCCUGGUUGAUGUCAUGCCUUGGCUUCAAUCCUUUCCCAACCCGGUCCGCAGUCUCUACGAAAACUUUAAGAAUCUCAACGAGGAAUUCUUUGCUUAUGUAACAGAUAAAGUUGUGCAGCACAGAGAAACUUUUGAUCCAGAUGUGACCAGAGACAUGAGCGACGCCAUCAUCAAUGUGAUCGAGCACAGAAAAGAGAGCGGCCUGACGAAAGAGUUCGUAGAAGCAACGGUAACGGAUCUGAUUGGAGCAGGCCAAGACACAAUAUCCACCAUCAUGCUGUGGAUCGUGUUACUGCUGGUCAAAUAUCCCGAGGAGCAAGCUAAACUGCAUGACCUCAUCGACAAAGUGGUUGGUCCUGAUAGACUGCCCACAACUGAGGAUCGCAGCAGCUUGGCCUACCUAGAUGCCUUUAUCUACGAGACAAUGCGCUUCACCAGUUUUGUCCCCAUCACCAUCCCUCAUUCCACCACCUCAGAUGUCACCAUCGAAGGUCUGAGCAUCCCUAAAGACACAGUAGUCUUCAUAAACCAGUGGUCUGUCAACCACGACCCCUUGAAAUGGAAGGAUCCGCAUAUCUUUAACCCCUCACGGUUCAUGGGUGACAACGGAAGCCUCGAUAAGGACGCCGUUAACAGUGUUAUGAUCUUUUCACUAGGUAAGAGGCGCUGUAUCGGUAACCAGAUUGCCAAGGUCGAAGUCUUUUUAUUUACGGCAGUCUUGUUGCAUCAAUGCGGCUUGGAGAGCGACCCCUCUCAGCCCGUCACCCUGGAUUGUUCCUACGGGCUCACGUUGAAGCCCGUCAGAUACUGUGUCACUGCCAAGCUCAGAGGAAAGUUACUUGGCUUGGUUUCCCCCGCGUGA
Molecule: messenger RNA, 1578 nt
Organism: Nerophis lumbriciformis (worm pipefish)
Lineage: Eukaryota; Metazoa; Chordata; Actinopteri; Syngnathiformes; Syngnathidae
Source: RefSeq, a predicted model, not a curated record